ACCACACCUUCACCUGAGGACAGCUGGGAUUGGUUCAAUCCGUGUGUGGAAAAUCCAGGCGUGGACAUUGUUUACUGAAAUUUCCAAGCUUAAGCAACCAACCUUCUGUUGUUGUUUUCUGCUGUUGAUAUGAAGACAUCCCAGCAACGCAUUUCAGCUUUGGAGUGGUAGUUUCAUGUGACUUUGUGGGAAAAAUUUUGUUUUCUGGGCACAACUUUCUAUGUUUAACUCAUGUCUUUGUGGUUUUUCAAAAGACAAAACUGCCUUUUGGCAAUGAAAUUCAACAUGUCAAAGUUGUUUAAACCAGUUCCAGCUAUAAGGUUGAACUUUUGAAUCCUUAAACGUGACUUUUAAGAUGAGAUUUAAUACACUUUAUUUAAAAAAAAAAAGCUGGCACAGAAAGUUUCUUAUAUUAAUCCUCAUUUUGAACCAAAAACCUGAGGAAACCUGAUCCACAUCGGCUGUUUUAAACCACAACGUGCCACCAUAAUGAAGACGAUCAAGAGGUUGGCUGUCAUUUUUCUGCCCUGGUUACCUUUGCUCUCACCGGGGGUAUAAUUACACUCAAGCAAAACCUCAAAGACGAUUCAUGGGGGAUUCGACCGAGAGAGGAGGAAGAGGAGAAUCAGGUGUGGCAGCAGCAGAGCGGCGGGACAACAGCAACAUGAGAAGAUCAGAGCGUGUGUGGGUGAGCGGAGCGGAUCAGAGCUGAUCUAAGAGGUGUACAGAAGGUUUUGCUUCAGACUUGUCCAGAUUUGCUCCCUGUCAGCAUUGUUGUAGUUAAACCAUGACGGGGGAGGCUGUUCCAGGACCUCAGCAGGGGAACUUUGAGGAAUCCGUGGAUGUGGAAUGCCCCAUCUGCUACCAGGAAUACAACCAAUACAACAAAUGCCCUCAGAUGCUGGAGUGCCUCCACGUUUUUUGUGCAGAGUGCCUCCAACGGAUCCAAAUCAGACCGAGCGAUCCCUCUGAUGCUAACAGCCCCAAAUCGAUUGCCUGCCCUCUGUGUCGCCAUUUGACCUCACUGGGCGCCGGGGAGGCCCUCUCUUUGCCCUGCAACUCCCGCAUCCUCUCCCGACUGCCCCCGGCUGCCUCUCACUUGUCUGCCAGGAAGGCCAACCGUCUAUCCGGUGCCCCCCAGGGAAUGGUGUUCUCCCUGGAGGGCGACAGCAGGGAUUCUGGUUUCAUCAUCGUACCCACCGUCAGCCUGCGGGUGCAGCAGAUGCACCCAAACAGGCCGUGCGGGGCGGCCCCGGGUCUGGUGGAUGAGGAGGGGGUCAUCCAGCAGAGCAAGAGGACGCUGGGUUGUGUGCAGGUCCUGGCGGUCGUCUUCUGGGUGCUGUUUGUGAUCACCUGCGUGUUUGGCGUUGUGCAGAGGAGGUUCUAAGAGUAAACUACAUUUUUUUGUC
Molecule: messenger RNA, 1409 nt
Organism: Oryzias melastigma (Indian medaka)
Lineage: Eukaryota; Metazoa; Chordata; Actinopteri; Beloniformes; Adrianichthyidae
Product: RING finger domain-containing protein
Exons: 2
Coding region: 788-1387 (199 amino acids)
Biological process (GO): protein ubiquitination
Molecular function (GO): ubiquitin protein ligase activity
Source: RefSeq, a predicted model, not a curated record